Messenger RNA from Aspergillus ruber CBS 135680, 1203 nucleotides. RefSeq lists its product as uncharacterized. The record is from RefSeq and is a predicted model, not a curated record. Lineage: Eukaryota; Fungi; Ascomycota; Eurotiomycetes; Eurotiales; Aspergillaceae. The transcript has 2 exons. Bases 97 to 891 code for a protein of 264 amino acids.
GCUUAGAAAAAAGAGAACAGAACAAAACCAAGAAAGCAAAGUACAAACAUAAUUGUCUUUCAAACCAACGCCGUAGCUGCCCGCUCUGUCCGUCUAAUGUGUGAUAUCAUCCCUGAAGACGCCAAAACAAUUAGCCACUACUGGCUGGCAGCAUCCACGAUAGUGGUAAUAUCGGCACCAAUACCGAUCACGUUGCCGGCAGCAUCGAGACCGUUCAGAGCCCUGUCGCCCGAAGAAGAGCCACCGUGGCUAGAGCCGUGGCCCUUGGGGGAGCGCUUCUGGUUAUUGGCAGCAUCCACGAUAGUGGUAAUAUCAGCACCAAUGCCGAUCACGUUGCCGGCAGCAUCGAGACCGUUCAAGGCCUUGUCGCCGGUGGAGGAACCACCAUGGCUAGAGCCGUGGCCCUUGGGGGCGCGCUUUUGGUUGGCGGCUUCGGCGAUAGUAGUGCCAUCAGCAGCAAUACCAACCAGGUUGCUAGCGACAUCAAGUGCGUUCAUGGCUUUGUCGCCCGAAGAGGAACCGCUAUGGCUAGAGCUGUGGCCCUUGGGAGCGCGCUUCUGGUUGUUGGCAGCCUCAGCGAUAGUUGCAGCAUCGGAUCCUAUGCCAGUGAUGUCCGACAAAGCACCAGUCCAAGUCGAAACCUUUUCACCGGUAGAGCCGCCAGAGCUAAGGUGGUGGCCGCCGCGAGGGUCACGGGUCAACAAGUUGGAAGAGCGUCCAGCAAUUGGCACACCAAUGACAGAGUUGGCAGAGAGGAUGGUGGCAAGAGCCACAGUAGCGAGCUUGGAAGUGUCAAUAUACAUCUUGAAUGAAGAUUGGUUGAGAGCUGAAGAUGCUGCAAGGCAAAGAGUUGUAGAAAGCAGGAAGGCUUUGGGAUUGGAAGCUUUGUAGUGAAGAUUGUUGUGAUUGUUGUUGAUGAUGAAUUUGGUUCUGGAACGGAUUUAAGCACUCUUUUAUAGACCAUUCCCUCUGAUACAUUGUUGUGAAGUUGUAUACAAAGAUGGCACAUGGCCCCCAGGCUGACCAGGCGCACACCUUCAUCGCGACGCUGUAUAGCAAAGAUUGACCUUUGGGGUUCGAGGAUUGUGACAGCGCCUGCGCGCAGGAUGAACACCAGGAUCAGCCAAGAUCUCAAGUAUUGGGCGAGCUUAUUUUACUCUAAUGAAGAGUCAAUAAGUAUGGGCAUGUUAUUGGAAAAUGGUA